GGGUCGAGGUAGUCUCAGGUGGCGCUAGUUGCACUAGAAACCUAGAUCAAUACACUAGCGGCGCGGGGGAGUCAAGCUCCCGCGGCAUUUGCUCGCUGAACGCGUUCGGGAAGGCUGCAUCUCACGCGAGUAUCCCGCGCGCGGUAUAUCAGUUCACGUUUCUCCCUGAUCAUCAAGCAUGGGCUUCAAGAUCGUCAGCGAUGUUUUGCUUACCAAGGAGCAGCUACUGAAAGCUGUCCGCGAGGCCGAGAUCGAUCUGAUGAAGGACCCUGAACUGGUGAACCUGCGCUCGGCCUACCAAGCCGCGCCUGACGAAGACGACCAGGGCAACCAGUACUACGUGCGGCUGAUUGAGGAGGAUCCCUUCGAGUACCUGGUGUUCACCGUCGACGAGGUGAUGAAUAUCCUCAAGGUCAAGAUGCAGUACGACGGGACCCGUGCCGCGCUCUGCAACAUUCUGCGCCACGCAAAGGUGCCCUUCGCUGAUGAUGAGGACGACAGCGAUGACGACGAUGAUGAUGAUGAUGAUGAUGAUGAUGACUAAUUACGUCAUUGUCGAAAUCAAUAAUGUUGAUGUGCUUGUGUUUUUCGAAAUUAAUUUUACUUUUAAUCUUCGACAUUAUUUUUAAUUUUCGAAAUUAUUCUUACUUUUAUUUUGAGGCAAUCUAAAGUACUUUUGGUAAACCUCUGAAAUUUGUUUGGCCAAAGGCCACCUAUGAAGACUGAUGGCAUCCGCGCUUUGCGUCUGUUUAUAACUAAUUUACUUUUGCUAUCGCGAAAAUUUAUACGUCCCUGGAAUUUCGCAUGGCGAAUAUUGUGCUAUUGCAACUUAUGAUAUUUGAUUUGUACUUAUUUACUAAAGUUAAAACAAAAGUCUCAAACACGAAAUUCAAUUCGGUACAUUGAAAGUCCAUAGAAUUUUUCUGGAACCAGUCUUUUCCCUAGUCCUCUACGGCGACGCGGUAUAUCGUUCAAGUCUUCGCUCUUCCAGUAAAUUCAAAAUUCAGGAUUCAUUGGUAGCGACCUCAACCUUAUUCGUGUACACUUGAUGCUGCUUUUGGAGGACAUGCAAUUCAUUUCACAUUCUAAUAUAAUAAUUUGAGGAAUCGGCAAUAUGUAUUAACCCUAAAAUUUAACCCUUUCUCUUCCUUACGUUCCCUUUUAAAUUAGGCAAUACUUCUCCUUUCCUGCAUUAUUCUUUUCUCAAGUCGUUCCUCACUUUAAAUUGAUUCCGUUUUUGUCUCGACUUCAUUCCAUUUAGGUAACUGUAGUCGCUUUAAUGUAGUCAGUAGUGUGUCUUAAUGUAAGUAUUUAUGAUAUGUUUAGUCAUUUUACUCAAUAAAAAUAAUCUUAAUGAAA
Molecule: messenger RNA, 1359 nt
Organism: Manduca sexta (tobacco hornworm)
Lineage: Eukaryota; Metazoa; Arthropoda; Insecta; Lepidoptera; Sphingidae
Product: protein TIC 100
Exons: 2
Coding region: 179-544 (121 amino acids)
Source: RefSeq, a predicted model, not a curated record